Penaeus monodon (black tiger shrimp) is the source of this 1433-nucleotide messenger RNA. RefSeq names its product centrosomal protein of 104 kDa-like. Gene Ontology annotation, cellular component: cilium. NCBI's taxonomy places the organism in Eukaryota, Metazoa, Arthropoda, Malacostraca, Decapoda, Penaeidae. The transcript has 9 exons. Bases 47 to 1408 code for a protein of 453 amino acids. The record is from RefSeq and is a predicted model, not a curated record.
CCUAACGCAUGACAUCCCCCAUGACCUCAGAGUAACCAAAAAGGAGAUGACGUCAACGCUGGAGAAGGUGCUUCCCGACCUCCUCGCCAAGACGUCAGACAACGCCACCAGAACGCAGAGUCUCGCCACGACAGCAGUUCUGGAGGUCCUGAGCCUUUCGCUGGAGAGGGGUUUGGGCGGCGUGGGCGUGGAGGUGACCCGCCCACUCACCAACACCGUGCAUCCUCGCGGAGCUCUCUGUCGGGCCAACAUCGUGGAGACUCAGCUGAACACCCUCGGCCCGACGGCACUUCCGAAGGACAAGGAGAGUGGGUUCACGCCGCGCCACGUGGUAGAGUUCGGACACUCGGCCUUCAAACACCAGAAUAACGAAGUGCGCAAGGUGGGCGAGCGUCUCCUGCUGGCGCUGUACCCCCACUUCCCGUCCACCGUCAGGAAGGCCCUGCCGCUCCAGGAUGACUUGGCGAGGAAGAACGUGCUCUACAGGAACCUCUUCGAGCAGCUGGAGGCGUUGGACGAGAAGCGCGAGGCAGCCGCUGCCUCCUCCUCCCGCGUCCGCCCGUCGCCGUCUCAGUCUCACGCCCCCCCGCACUCAGGAGCCUCCGCCGGUGCCUCCUCCAGCUCCACGCCCAACCACACCAGCACGCCGAGCAGCAGCAGCGGGGUCAGCACGGGCAGCAGCGCCAGCAGCGUCGGCAGCACUGGUUACCCUCCGGUGCCGCAGAUCAGCAUCACCCCCGACGAGGCCGAGGUCCGAGGACGAGCUCUCUCGAGACUCAACCGCUCGAGGUCCGACUUGAGGGUCAUGGAGGACGAGCCUUCGCCUGGAGACUCCGAGGACAAGACCUGCAUCUUCUGCGGCGCCUACGAUGAGUCCUUUAGCGACAACGGCCUCGACAUGCACUACUGGCGAGCCUGUCCGAUGCUCACGCGAUGCCACUACUGUCGUCAGGUUGUCGAGGUCGCUUCCCUCACACAGCAUCUUCUUGGCGAGUGCGUGGCUUCAACGCAGUACAGAAGGUGCGAUCGGUGUUCAGAAGCUAUCCCGAAGAAAGUUUUCUACGACCACGCUGCCUCCAAGUCGUGUACACCUUGCAAACCUGAACCAAUUGCAAACCACUGUCCCCUGUGUCACGAGAACAUACCCCCCUGGGACGAAGGCUGGCGAGUACACCUCAUGCCCGGACCUGACUGUUGUCCUGCUAAUUCUAGGGCACGACCUCAUGCCUCGAAGAACAAGACGCCGAGCGAGAAGAGUCCUUCGGUGUCUCCCGCAGGAGCCUCUGGGAGCGGCGAGGAGGGAGCGGCGGGAGUGGGCGGAGCCUCUGCUACGGGAGGGAGGAGUAGAAUACCCAGCUCGUCCACUCCAGGUACUCCGAGAAAGGACACCCUCAAGAGAAGACGAUAGAGGACGCGAGGGACACCACCAAGGA